Molecule: messenger RNA, 2799 nt
Organism: Labrus mixtus (cuckoo wrasse)
Lineage: Eukaryota; Metazoa; Chordata; Actinopteri; Labriformes; Labridae
Gene: gk5
Product: glycerol kinase 5
Exons: 16
Coding region: 87-1682 (531 amino acids)
Biological process (GO): glycerol-3-phosphate biosynthetic process; glycerol metabolic process; triglyceride metabolic process
Cellular component (GO): mitochondrion
Molecular function (GO): glycerol kinase activity
Source: RefSeq, a predicted model, not a curated record
CACACUGUAAAACCAGACUGGAACAUGACGAGCUGACUUCGGACAACAAGGGACUGGUUGUGAUCAUCAAAGACAGUUAGUCUACAAUGGGGAGUCAGAGAAACAGUUUAAAGACAGAAAGCUUCAUUUUGUCCGUGGAUGUCGGAACAACAUCUAUCAGAUGUCACGUCUAUGAUAAGGAGGCACACAUCCGAGGAUCAUGCAGAACCGAGGUUCAGCCCUUGUACCCAGAAGUGGGACAAGUGGAGAUGGACCCUGAUGCCUUAUGGAAAGGGUUUAUCACUGUGGUCACAGGAGCUGUACGAGAUGCAGGAGUACAGAUGUAUCAGAUGGAGACCCUUGGCAUCUCCACCCAGCGAGGAACUUUCACAACAUGGGACAGGAAUACUGGGGUUCCUUUCCAUAAUUUUAUCAGCUGGCAGGACCAGAGGGCUGCAGACCUGGUGAGGUCCUGGAACAGAUCCUGCACCAUGAAAGCAAUCCAUGGCCUGAUGAAGGUGGUGUACUUCCUGACCAGACAGAAGAGGUCACUCGCUGCGAGUGUGAUAGUCUUCUCCACUCAACACGUCACUUUUCGCCUCAUCUGGGUCCUAACACACUACAAGCAGGUUCGUAAGGCGGUAGCUGAAGGAAACUGCUGCUUUGGAACAAUCGACACCUGGCUGCUGUACAAACUCACUAAAGGACGCGUCCAUGCCACCGACUACUCCAACGCCAGUGCAACAGGAAUUUUUGACUCCUAUCAGAUGUGUUGGAGUGGGUUUCUCAGCUCUCUUGUGUCUCUGCCUCUCUCAAUAUUUCCCAAAGUAGAAAACACGGGACAUAACUUUGGCUCCACAGACCAGUCCAUCUUCGGAGUGUCCAUCCCCAUCAUGUCAGUGAUGGCGGACCAGCAGGCAGCCAUGUUUGGAGAGUGCUGCUUUGACGUUGGGGAUGUCAAGAUCACCAUGGGAACAGGCACCUUCAUGGACAUCAACACUGGAAGCAAACCGCACACGUCUGUAGCAGGUCUGUAUCCUCUGGUGGGCUGGAAGAUUGGCUCAGAGGUAGUGUACCUGGCUGAGGGAAACUCAGCAGACACUGGCACUGCUAUUAAGUGGGCUCAGGAGCUGGAGCUCUUCUCUGACGUAAAGAGCACCAGCGCCAUGGCAUACAGCGUCAGUGAUUCAGGCGGUGUGUGUUUCGUCCCCUCCUUCAGCGGCUUGCAGGCUCCUCUGAACGACCCCAAAGCCUGUGCCUCCCUCAUGGGCCUAAAACCUUCAACCACCAAAAACCACCUGGUCCGAGCCAUCCUGGAGUCUAUUGCCUUCAGAAACAAGCAGCUGUAUGAGCUGAUGCUGAGAGAAACUCACAUUCCUAUCACAAAGAUCAGGAUGGAUGGAGGAGUUUCCUCCAACGACUUUGUCAUGCAGCUGACUGCGGACCUUUUCGGCAGAAAGGUGGCCAGACCUGAACACCAUGAAAUGUCGUGUUUAGGUGCCGCAUUUGUCGCUGGACUCGAAGUUGGCUUCUGGAAGAGCAGGGAAGAGCUGAAGAAGCUGCAGAGGACCGACGAGCUUUUUCUGCCUAGAAGAACUCCCAAAGUUGCCCAAUUAAAUGGCAACCCAAAUCGGGAGUACCCUCCUGUCCCCCAGAGCUGGGAGAGAGCCCUCAAACGCUCCAUGAACUGGUACAAGACCUAAAACUGGACAGGCAUACAGUCAGGAAAAUCCAGGGUUUGGACAAGAGGGAAAGUAUGGCAUGGGCUCUGACGUCAUGUGAAAGUAGAUAAUUCUUUUGAAGGUGAAAUGUCAAAGGUCCAUAGAGGUUUAACUGCAAUCAGCUAGCUUCACUUGAAGUAUUUUACAUGUACAUUAUUGUUUUAACCUUUGACCUUUAACUUGCAGCAGUCUUAUCAGAUUCUUUAUUUCAUGACAUAUUUUCCAGCCAAAAGUACCUCCUUUUUUACAUUAUUUAAACUGUUAUGUAUACAUCUAUCUAUAUGUAUACAUCUACCCACAUGGGGGCGCUAUUGCUUUUGCAGCUCUUUGAUGUAUAAACUCUGCCAUAGCAACCACAUGCUAAUCAGCAACCAGUCAAACAUUGAUAUUACAUUCAUACAUGAUCCUCUGUGAGGAAAGAGCCUGACCUUUCUGUUCAUGACGGCUCGAGCUCCGAAUGUAUUAACAAAAAUAAAUAGUUUUUAAAGGAUAACAUCAAAUGAUAGAUUUUGUCUCUAAAACAGCACUUAAACUCAUCUUUACACUGAACACAAUGACUGAUUGUGGUGAUGAUUUGUUUGACUGUAACUGGAACACACACCUGCAUGUGUACGGGAAUCCAACUGGAUCUGAGUGCUUCUGUGAUCCAUCACACAUCUCUCUCUGUGAGUAUAAGUAAGUGAUGGACUUUUUGCUUUGCCAAAACAGCUUUCAUAAAUUCAUGUUGACUUAAAUUUGGCUAUGAAGCAAUUUUAAGGUAUACAUGUUUACAAUAAUAAAUGUAUUGUUUAAGAACAAGAUGAUCAGGAAUAAAACUGAACUGGCCUCAAAUAGCAGUACAAGUAGGAUGAAUAGGAAUAGAUAUAUUGAAUGUGACUGUGUCUUGUAGUCAUUAUCUGACCUGUUGGUCUGCGUUUUUAGUCAUGAUGAUGUCCGAAAUAUCUUUUUUUUGAAGGAUUUUUUCUUGACCUAAUGAACUCUGUUGAUGAACUAAAAAUACUUGUAUAAAUAAACUAUGUCAUUCUAGAUGUGGUAUUCUUGCUGUUAAAAAACAUGUUCCACCUUUCUUUAUACUGUAAUAAAAUGUCUAAAUACAAAA